AUGGUGUUUCCUGAACUAAGUUGGGACCUCACAGGCAAGUAUGCUGUAUUUUCAGUAUUGAGUAUUAUUCACGGCGAAAAGGAUAAGGAGAAGAAGGCUGUGAUAUUUGUGGACCGUAGAGCUAUGUCCUGUAAUCUUUGUGAUGGGACAUCCAUCAAGAUCUGUGAUUUAGAACCAAGACCUCGGAGUUCGGAUCACGCUAGAGUACCAUUGCAUUAUGAAGGGUAUCAUGCCCAUCCAUACUUCCAGUCCCUCAUUUCGGAUUCUGAGAUAAGGUUUUUGGUGUACUCUGCCACAACUAACCAUGCAUCCAACAGUUCGAUUAUACAAGGCAAAGACGCAGGUAGCGAUCAGGAUAAAAACACUUCUCAUUGGGGCACAAAUAACACAUGGACCCCUUCUCAUUUGGGCACAAAUGACAUAUUCCAUAAGGAGGAACAUGUUUCGAUGGUCUGA
Molecule: messenger RNA, 456 nt
Organism: Dovyalis caffra
Lineage: Eukaryota; Viridiplantae; Streptophyta; Magnoliopsida; Malpighiales; Salicaceae
Source: the annotation of a GenBank genome assembly